AGAAGAGAGAUGCAUUUGGUAUGUGUGUGCGGAGGUGCGAGGGACAGUCUACCUCCUCCUCCUCCUCUUCCUCCUCCUCCUCCUCCUCCUCCCUUCCAUCCUCCUCGUGAAAAUGGACGGAAAAUAACACCCAGGAGGAAACCAUACAGGAAAACAGGAAAAUAUUACGUUUUUUGGAAAAGACUAUUUUUUUGGGCUGAAUCUGAAAAAAAAACUCAGAAAAAAGGCGAGAUUUUUCGAGUUUAUUUACGAGUGAUAAUGAAGUGACUAUUUGUUCCUACUACUACUACUACUACUACUACUACUACUACUUGGAUUGUUGUUGUUCGUUGUUUUUGCACUGGUUGUUAAUGGUGGUGCUGGUGGUGGUUGUGGUGGCGGUGGUGGUGGUGCUACAGUAUCUUAUAAACAAAAACUACAACAACAACUACUACUACUAUUACUACUACUACUACUACGGGCAGCGCUGGAGUCUGAAAGCAGCAGCAGCAGUAGUAGCAGGAGCGGCAGCAGCAGCAGGAUGGAGGCGCAACAGUUCUGCCUGCGGUGGAACAACCACGGCUCCACUCUGGUGGCGGUGUUCGACAACCUGCUGGCCACAGAGAGCCUGGUGGACGUGACUCUAUUUGCGGAGGGUCACUUGCUCAAGGCUCAUAAGGUGGUCCUCUCUGCCUGUUCACCUUACUUCCAGCGGCUGUUUUCUGAGACACAGGACCGCCACCCCAUUGUUGUCCUGAAGGAUGUGGGUCACGGGGAACUGCGCGCCCUGCUGGAGUAUAUGUACCGGGGGGAGGUGAACGUAGCGCAGGAUCAGCUGGAGCCCUUAAUACGCACAGCGGAGUCCCUAAAGAUCAAGGGGCUUGCUGACGGGCCGCGGGGAACACCAGGACCAGUAGCUCAGAGAUGUGACAGCGACGCCCCAGCAGAGUCGCCGCUCAGCACAUCAGGGGCUGUUGCUGGUUUAAAUCAGGGCACUUCAGCUUCCCAGGGGCCCGUGCAGGGUGACAGGGGCAAGGUGAAGGGUGAGGCAUGCCCGGGGGAGGCCAGGGAACCCCGCACGCCCCUUGGGGAAAGCCGUGUAGGCCCCAGGAGUGAGGGUUACCAACUGCCUCCAUCGUCUGUACCUUCUGUUCUAUCCACUGUGCUAACAAUGCCGCCUGCCCUGUCUCUCGCCGCCGCCGCCGCCGCUGCCCCCCUUGUCCCGAAAAUCAAGCUGGAGGGUCCCACGGCCCCACAGGACGCGCCCCCAGGCUCGCCCCUCGCCAAGAGAAGACGCAAGGCGCGACAUCGUUCAGGGGGCGAGAGCGGCCUGGACAGGGACAGCGGGGCGGACAGCGACGGCCGCUCGUCCUCCUCCCCCAGCGACCCCCUCCACCAGCUGCCCCGUAUCCCCGCCACCAUCACCCCUGUGGGACCGCUACACUACUCCUUACUGCGGGACGACCGGCGGGAAGACCGUAGGGACGAGAGGAGUGAGAUGAGUGGGACUGUCGGUAGUAACAGUCCUUCCCCUGACAGUGUAGGGGGAUCUAUCCGCGGAGACGCCCCUGUGACGAGUUCCCCAGUGCCCCGGCCUAUGUCAGCGCAUGGGCACACCUCCCCAAGUCCGUUUAAAUCGCUAGGAGGGAGGCACGAUGACAACAGCAGUGACGCUAAUCAUCACAGCGACGAGGAAGGGGACACGUUGAGGGGCGCCAAGCAGGAACACUCAGGGGACAGUGCUGGACCGUCAACCUCAAGGCUUCCCGCGGAUGACGCCCCUCACACACCCAGUUACCUCGGCUGGCCCUACCCCCAGGACCCCCCAUCCAGCAGUGAGGACACCCCCUCCUUCCCCUCACUGGAAAACACAAAUCAAGGAAUCUGGAAAAAGAAUUUUUUGGCACCAUAUUUCCCACCACGACCUCACCCUGGCCUAGGACCCCCCUUUCCCGGGCUGUAUGGACACCCCCCCUCAUCCCCGUGGGGUGGGAGGUCGCCACCGGGCCCUGGGGUGUUGGGGGGCGGCCCGGGGGUGCUGUGUGCCCAUGAGUGUUCCCGAUGCUCAAGGUUAUACAAGACAAGAAAAGGCUUGAAGCAUCAUGUUAAGAAUGAGUGUGGGGUGGAGCCCAGAUUCCAGUGUUCUCAUUGCGACUGGAGGUUUAAACAGAAGGCUCACUUGUUGAGACACGUGGCAAGGAAGCAUACGGCCACCUGAGGUCUCCCUGUCAUCCCCUACCAAGCCCUGCCAAGCUCUGAAAUUCCUGGUUUGUUUGGAGUUCAGUUCUCUUUACAAUUGGAGGUUUAAGCAGCAAGCAAGGAAAUGUACAGUAAUUUUGAGGUGUUCCUUGUCAUCCCCUGUCACUCCUGCCUGCCUCUGUCACCUCUACCAAUCCCUGUCAAGCUCUGCCAAGCCCUUUGUCACCUCUCAAGCAAAGUGGUAGCUUGUGAUGUGAGAUUUUAAACAGAAGCCUUUCCUGUCACCCCUGCCAAGCCCUACCAAGCCCUGUUGACCCCCACCAAGGCCCUCUCAAGCCCCACCAAGCCCUGUCAACCCCUACCGAGAUUUAUCAAGCCCCUGUCAAUGCCUGUCAAUCCCCUACCAAGCCUGUCAACUCUAUAAUCUGAAAAAAAAGUGUGGUGACUUGAAAUUUGAAGUGUAAAUGGAGGGAUUGAUUAAGUAAACAAUGACUUGCGGCCAAAAUGGAACUAAAUGGAGAUUAAAAAGACAUCAAAUAGGGCAAGUGGACAGAUUAGAAAUAAAUAGAAGCUGAAAUUGAGCAGGAUAGUCAGCCACAUUUACAAUCACAGACUGCCAACUUGCUACUCCUUGGUGUGAAAGAAUCUGCAGGAAAUUAAGUACAUGGCAACUCCUGUUAGUCCCUCAUGUGUUCCUGAAAGCAGAGUGACGGAUUCAGUGUGUGACAUGCUGACGUGGGGGAAGGCUGUCUGGUGGCUGGUCUAUGCUGUGGCUCACAAAAUGGUUGUGUUUGAAGUGUUGUCAUGCCUGGAGAGUCUACAGGUCCUCAUUACUAGUAUAAAUGUGUACUACAAUGGUGAAAUUUAAUGAAAAAUGUGCUGUGUAUGUAUUGGCAGGGAAAUAUUUGUGCUGGUGAAAAGAUAAUGAUGAUAUUUUUUUUUCUUUUUCUUAUUAUUAUUACUAUUUUUUUUCUUUUAGUUGUUUUGCUGUAAGAUAAGGCUACAAUAACUGCCCCUUGAUGCCCUGUAAGGUACCGCCAAACACCAAGGGGCGGCCACCACUGUGUACGGUGAAGCACAUCCCAGCAUCCCUCCUCACCAUCUUUUCCCUGCCAAUAAUGCUGCAUCAUAUUUUCCAGCUAACUUCAUUCUAGUGUAAAAUUUGUACUAGUAAUGGUGGCCUGUGCACUUCCCAGCAUGACCAGUACAGCACUUCAAACAAACACAGCCUUUUGUUAGCCACAGCAAGGUGCAGCCACAACAGACAGCCUUACCUAUGUCAGCAUGUCACUCAAUGAAUCCAUAACACUCAGCUUCCAGGAACACGUGGGGGACUGAUCUAAGUUGCUGUGUAGGUCAUUUGUCCCAGCAGACUCUUUCACAGCAAGCAGGGACGAGGUGGUAGUCUGUGCAGUGCGUCAGUGGUCGGAGUUCUGAGCCUGUGUCGCUGCAUCUAUGGCCCAGAGACCAAACACAGGCCAAACAGAGGCUUAGCUGAACCUAACACAAGCCAAACAGAGGCCCAGCAGAACCAUACACAGGCCCACAGAACCAAACAGAGGUCAAACAGAGCCCAGCAGAACCAUACACAGGACAAGCAGACCAAACACAGGCCAGAUAGAACCAAACAGGCUAAAUAGAACCAGACCAAACAGAAGCAAAUGGGAGGCUGGAGGCCAAAUGGGGGCUGAAUAGGACCAAACAGAAGCUCAAACAGAACCAAACAGGGUGAAAGGAACCAAACAGAGCCCAAACAGAGGCAAACAGAGGGUGAGGGGAACCAAACAGGCCCAAACAACCAAACGGGGCCCUGACAGAUCACAAGUAGUGUAAACAAAAAGACAAAACCUGUGAUUUUUUAUUUUUUUUGGUGAAGGAAACGAAAUUUUUGGUGAUAAUUGUGGUGCUCAAGGUGUGUGUGUGUGUGUGUGUGUGUGUGUGUGUGUGUGUGUGUGUGUGUGUGUGUGUGUGCACCUGGCACUGCAGAAUGGAACUGUCAACCCAGAACAGUGCCAAGGUGUGUGUGUGUGUGUGUGUGUGUGUGUGUGUGUGUGUGUGUGUGUGUGUGUGUGUGUGUGUGUGUGUGUGU
Molecule: messenger RNA, 4267 nt
Organism: Scylla paramamosain (green mud crab)
Lineage: Eukaryota; Metazoa; Arthropoda; Malacostraca; Decapoda; Portunidae
Product: longitudinals lacking protein, isoforms A/B/D/L-like
Exons: 6
Coding region: 521-2197 (558 amino acids)
Biological process (GO): regulation of transcription by RNA polymerase II
Cellular component (GO): nucleus
Molecular function (GO): protein binding
Source: RefSeq, a predicted model, not a curated record